Molecule: messenger RNA, 1450 nt
Organism: Aspergillus neoniger CBS 115656
Lineage: Eukaryota; Fungi; Ascomycota; Eurotiomycetes; Eurotiales; Aspergillaceae
Product: Eisosome component PIL1/LSP1 family protein
Exons: 4
Coding region: 169-1218 (349 amino acids)
Biological process (GO): eisosome assembly; negative regulation of protein kinase activity; endocytosis
Cellular component (GO): eisosome filament; plasma membrane
Molecular function (GO): lipid binding
Source: RefSeq, a predicted model, not a curated record
CCCUCUUCCGUCGCAUCCCGUCGCGCCCUCCUGACACACGUCACUCCUGCGCAAAGAAUCUCUUGAAAGAUACCGCCUCGUCCGAUUUGCAGCCAACCUUGGUGGCUUUCUUCUCUAUUCCUUCGUUUCAUCCCUCGUGUCUAGCCUUUCGCACUCGGACAAUUCGCCAUGCAUCGCACCUAUUCUAUGCGCCAGUCGCGCCUGCCGACGGCCUCGCAGAUUGAGAACCCUCCUCCGCCAUUGUCUUCCACCAAGACAAACAGAAUCUUUGGAAAGGGUGGUUUUGGCCAUGCCUUGCGCAAGAACACGGCUGGCGCCUUCGGGCCCGACCUUGCCAGGAAGCUUUCCCAGUUGGUGAAGAUGGAAAAGAACGUCAUGCGCAGCAUGGAGAUGGUUUCUAGGGAGCGUAUGGAAACUGCUCAACAACUCUCCAUCUGGGGUGAAAACUGCGACGAAGAUGUUUCCGACGUCACUGACAAGCUGGGAGUCUUGCUCUACGAGAUUGGUGAACUGGAAGACCUCUUCGUCGACCGCUAUGACCAGUACCGUGUCACCAUCAAGAGCAUCCGCAACAUUGAGGCUUCGGUUCAGCCCAGUCGCGAUCGCAAGCAGAAGAUCACCGAUGAGAUUGCCAAGCUCAAGUACAAGGACCCCAACUCUCCCCGCAUCGUCGUUCUGGAGCAAGAGCUUGUCCGUGCCGAGGCCGAAUCCCUCGUGGCUGAAGCCCAGCUCUCCAACAUCACCCGUGAGAAGCUCAAGGCAGCCUUCCAGUACCAGUUCGACGCACUCAGGGAGCAUUGCGAGAAGGUGGCCCUCAUCGCUGGUUACGGCAAGCACCUCUUGGACCUGGUCGAUGACACGCCGGUUACUCCAGGCGAGACUCGCCAUGCUUAUGAUGGAUAUGACGCCAGCAAGGCCAUCAUCCAGGACUGUGAGGAAGCCCUCGCCAACUGGGUCACCUCCAAGGCGUCGGUCAAGCCUGCUCUCUCCCAGCGCUCGCGCACCCUGUCUCAGCGUCACCGUGAGACCCUCAAGGGCCGUGAAGGCGUCGAUCUUUCCGGCCAGGACCAGCCCAUGGGCCGUGACUCUUGGGUGCCCGCGGAUCAGCAUGCGACCUACCAGCACGAGGUAGAGGAUGGUGAGGAAGUGGCCAGCACUGUGGAUGGAGAGUCGCGGGGUCGAGAAGAGGAGCGGGAGCCCGUCACGGUGUCUGUUUAAAUAAGAUGAGAAAGUGGUGAAGAUCAGCUUACCUUGGUGGAUCAUAUACGAUCAUUGAGACCGCCAAAGUACUGAUCAAUACUCUCAUCUUUGUCUCUAUAUUUGCGGUUUGAGAUUCCCGCUCGAUAUGAUUUUGUCGUUCUUCCUUGAUGCCUUUUGUGUUUCUUUACCCCUAACGAGUUUUCCGUUACCUUACGAUUAAUUUACUCCCUGACGACGCAUGUCCCGACAC